AUGGAGAAGAGUCUACAGAAGUACCUCAGACAUUACAAGGUUACCGCCCUAGAGAAUUAUCUAGAUGAACUAAUCUCCAAAAAUGAGGCUCAUUUUCAGAUUGUGGGAUAUGGGAUCUCGCCUUGUAAUGACGGUUAUCGAUACACGAAGGCAGGAGCCGCUAGCGACGAUGCUUCGCUCUGGACCCACAUAGUCAUUUCAGUAAAAGGAAUCGUCAGCAAACACUUGGCAGAAGAUAUACUUGAAAGUAUUGAUAAGGAGAUAUCCUCGAAGCUGUCGCCAGAGCAAAAGCCGCCACGAGUCUCGUAUACUCUUGAUGACGACUCGAACACGCUAUAUCGAGCGAGAUCACCCAGGAUUAAGGGGACCCUACCGGAUGCUCGUGGAAGCCCAAAAAUACCGGCUCACGAGGAAACGGACCUUACACCCCUGGGAAGCCCUAGAGGUGGUUAUGUUGUCAAGUCCAAUUUCAUAGACGUUGAAAUAGCUUUUGAGGAUCGCGGUUAGUGGCGUCUCCGCUGGUUGCUCAACAGUGUUAAAAAGUAAAUCGCUGUCACGUGCUCGUAUAAUAGGCUAUCUGAGCUGUGAGAGACCGAGUCAUAUCCAGUGGACGGAUACUGGGUCGUAGAAAUGAUAGCUUAUUUUACGGCGCAGAACCUUAGUAACAUUGUCAAAGUCUCUAGUAUAUCGACUGCGUGAUU
Xylaria bambusicola is the source of this 701-nucleotide messenger RNA. RefSeq lists its product as uncharacterized. The transcript has a single exon. Lineage: Eukaryota; Fungi; Ascomycota; Sordariomycetes; Xylariales; Xylariaceae. The coding region runs from base 1 to 507 and encodes 168 amino acids. The record is from RefSeq and is a predicted model, not a curated record.